Molecule: messenger RNA, 5799 nt
Organism: Oryzias latipes (Japanese medaka)
Lineage: Eukaryota; Metazoa; Chordata; Actinopteri; Beloniformes; Adrianichthyidae
Product: A disintegrin and metalloproteinase with thrombospondin motifs 8
Biological process (GO): extracellular matrix organization; proteolysis
Molecular function (GO): metalloendopeptidase activity; zinc ion binding
Source: RefSeq, a predicted model, not a curated record
GUGUUUGGAGGGGGGGGGGGGGGGUCAGAGGGUCUCUGUGUCUCGAGGAUCUUGAGGGUCCUUUUUAAAAUAACCCACGCGGGAUAGUGGCAUGCUUCUGUCACACCGCCCAAAUGAGGGGUGUGUGUGUGAUGAGGGUGGGGGGCGUGUGUGUGUGUGUGUGUGUGUGUGUAGGGGGUCAGAGGGUCUCUGUGUCUCGAGGAUCUUGAGGGUCCUUUUUAAAAUAACCCACGCGGGAUAGUGGCAUGCUUCUGUCACACCGCCCAAAUGAGGGGUGUGUGUGUGAUGAGGGUGGGGGGCGUGUGUGUGUGUGUGUGUGUGUAGGGGGGCGCUCUGAUUGGACCCGUUCACUGCUGGAGUUUCUCGUGAAGUUGGAGUGGGAGGAGAGUUUCCAGCAGCGAGGAUGUCAAAAAUAAUGCGCGCGUGUCCAGAAGAGGAGAAAGUAUAAAUACUCGGCUCGGCGCGAGCGCAGACAGACAGAGCGAGAGAGAGAGAGAGAGAGAGAGAGAGGGAGGGAGACAGAGCCUGACGAGGAAUCAGAUCCACAAACCGGACAGUCCGAGGAAGACGCCCCUCUGACGCACAUCUGUACAUUUAUUUCCAUUUGCGGCUUCCCGAAGAUGUUGCACGCAUCCACGUGCGCGGUACUACUGUUGCUGUGCUUUGUGAGCGCGGCGCGCGCCUCUUCUUUUGAGUCUGAGGAUGUUGUUCCUGUCCGGAUCCACGCGCGGAGGAAGCGCAGCGUGGAACUGCCGGUGUUCGCGCUCCGGGCGUUCGGGGAGGAGCUGCUUCUGAAGCUGGUCCCGGACGCCCGCUUCAUGGCGCCCUCCUUCUUCAUCCGCAGCAUCCGAGCCGGGGACGGCGGCGUUCUGAACCGGACCCAGGAGGCGGGGGGAUCUCUCCGGGGCUGCUUUUACUCUGGAACCGUGGGUCAGGACCUGGACUCGGUCGUGGCGGUCAGCCUGUGCUCCGGCAUCUCCGGCUCCUUUAUCACAGACGGGAAACAGUUUUUCAUCCAACCCAAACGUGACGGCGGUCUCCCGCUGCUGGAUUCCACGGAGCAGCCGCAUCUCAUCAGGAGAACGGCGUUCAGCGGGGGCCGCGCGGAAACUUUUACGCACGGCGCAGGUGGCGCAGGGAGCGCGGGGCGUGGCAGGCGCUUCGUGUCCGCGCCGCGGUUUAUAGAGACGUUAGCGGUGGCGGAUCUGAGCAUGAGCCGCUUCUACGGGGAGGACAUCAAGCAUUACAUCCUGACACUUAUGGCAGUAACCGCACAGCUCUACAAGCAUCCCAGCAUCAAAAACUCUGUGAAUCUGGUGGUGGUGCAGAUGCUGGUGGUGGAGGACGACCAGGUGGGGCCGCAGGUCUCCAGCAACGGAGGCAUGACUCUACGCAACUUCUGUUCCUGGCAGCAGCUCUUCAACUCACCGAGUCAGAGGGACCCGGGACACUACGACACCGCCGUGCUCUUCACCAGAGAGGACAUCUGUGGACAGAAGGACUGCAAGACACUCGGUGUGGCUGACGUGGGAACGAUGUGCGAUCCCAAGAGAAGCUGUUCUGUUAUCGAGGACAACGGCCUUCAAGCUGCCUUUACAGCGGCGCACGAGCUUGGCCAUGUGUUGAGUAUGCCCCAUGAUGACUCAAAGACAUGCAAGAGGCUGUUUGGGGAUCUUGGAGGGCAUUACUUGAUGGCUCCUCUGUUUGUCAGCCUGAACAAAAGCGCUCCCUGGUCGCCCUGCAGUGCCCUGUACAUCACAGAGUUUUUUGACAACGGACACGGGGACUGUCUGCUGGACGUUCCUGAAACUGCCAUGCCCCUGCUGCAGGAACUGCCUGGCGCCAGGUACAGCCUGGACCAACAGUGCCAGCAGAUCUUCGGAGAGGAGUUCGUCCACUGCCCCAACAGCUCGCUCAGCGAUCCCUGCAGUCAGCUGUGGUGCCAAGAGGUCGGCACGUCGCAGUGCUCCACCCAGAACGGCAGCUUGGCCUGGGCUGACGGUACGCCUUGCAGCCCCGACAGGUCGUGCCUUCACGGAGUCUGCAUGUCCACGCAGGAAGUGAUGCAGCCGCUGAUCCUUGUGGACGGCAGCUGGGGAGCGUGGGGACCGUGGCAGCAGUGCUCCAGGACAUGUGGAGGUGGGGUGGAGUUCUCCCACAGGGAGUGCACUGAUCCAGAGCCUCAGAAUGGGGGAAAGUACUGUGAAGGACAGAGGGUUCGGUACCAGUCCUGCAACACGCUGCCGUGUGCCAACGAUAAAGGUAAAAGUUUUAGGGAGGAGCAGUGUGAGAAGUACAACAGCCCCAACUACCUGGACCACAACGGAUUUGUGAAACAGUGGAUACCAAAAUAUGCCGGAGUUUCCCCCAGAGACCGCUGUAAGCUGUUCUGCAGGGCGCGAGGCAGCAGUGAAUUUCAAGUCUUUCAGUCCAGGGUGAUUGACGGGACAACCUGUGGCCCCGACACCACUUCGGUGUGUGUUCAAGGCCAGUGUGUGAAAGCUGGCUGCGACCAGGUGAUCGGGUCUCAGAAGAGGAUGGACAAGUGUGGAGUUUGUGGAGGAAGUGGUCUCAGCUGCAGGAAGAUCACAGGCUCCUACAACAAAGCCGUCUACGGGUACAGCGACAUCGUCACCAUUCCUUAUGGCGCCACCAACAUUGACAUUAAACAGCGCAGCCACAGGGGGAUAAAACAUGAUGGGAACUACCUGGCAGUGAAGAGGGAGAAUGGGGAAUUCAUUCUCAACGGGAACUUCUCAGUGACAACGGUGGAGCAGGAUAUUCCUGUGCUGGGUGCAGUGCUAAAGUACAGUGGCUCCUCCACCAGCCUGGAGAGGAUCCAGAGCUUCAGACAGCUGAAAGAGCCCAUCACGAUCCAAGUGCUGGCUACUGCUGGAGAUGCCAACCCACCCAAGAUUAAAUACACCUUUUUCAUCCCAAAGGAGACAAUGUUCAACAAAUCCAAAGAGAAAAAGGACUUGUACUCAUCUCUGCUCAUAGAGAGUGUCUUUGAUGUGCCCACCUGGGUGCCAGGAGAGUGGUCUGAGUGCUCCAAGAGCUGUGGUUCUGGAUGGUCCAGGAGGAGUGUUGAAUGCAGAGAUGGGGAAGGACUCCUCUCCUUUCAGUGCGACAAAGACCACCGGCCCACAGACAUCAGGCCCUGUGGGGAUCUGCCAUGCCCAUUAUGGCAGAUGGGGCCUUGGUCUGCCUGCUCACAAACUUGCGGCCGAGGCGAGCGUCGGCGCAGCGUCCUGUGCAUAGACUACACCGGAAAAACUGUUGACCCAGAGCUAUGUGACCCAAACAAAAUCCCAGAGCCCAUCUCGGGAGAAUGUAGUACCCAUGAGUGCUUUUGAAGAAGGUUAAACAAGUCUUUUGUCUGAGUGCACGUCAGCCAUGGACAGAUUAUUGAGUUGGCAAUCCAGGAACAGGUGGGGGAGCACACAUACGUCCGCACUAGCUUGAUGCAUUUCAGAACAGAUCUACAUCCACACUACAUCACUUGCAGCACCUACCGCGACUGGGCAAACAAUGGCUUCUUUUAUAAACGGAAAGAGACCCAGGUGCGCCUUCAGGUGUUUCUUGAUGCAAGAUAUCCUGGUUUUGCUGUUUAAAGGUCAAAGUUACUGGACAAAAUACUCUUCCCUUUAACCACUUAACACACUGACAUUCUUUUGACUACUGUAACUUUCCAACUGUUUUUGUAAUUUAUGUAAUUCCAGCAGAUUCUGAAGUGGAGAAAAGCAGCCUUGCGUUGAUACACAACACUUUACAUUAGUCAAAUGCUAACAAAGUCAACAUGAAUCCUGAUUUUGACUUUUAUUUAAAGCAAUUUGUUGCAUAUGGGUACAAUCAGGGUCAGAAUCAGCUGAUUCAUGUUGAUCACGGGAACGAUCAAGGAGUUACAGUAUGUCAAAAAGCCUGUCAUUUAAGACAUCGUCAGUGUUCAAAGGUUCAGUACAUCAUCUUUGAUUUGUUCCAAACUGCCAAAAAAGCAAAAAAUACAUUUUGGCUCAUUUUUAGACCCAGUUCUGUUAAUUACUGGGAUGUACUGGUAACUGCUAGCCAGAUGCUCAUGUGAGUAGCAAUUGUGUUACCAAUGUUUUAACUGCACAACAGCAAAUAUAAAGGCCAACAAACUUAGUUAAACUAUAAGUUGAUAUUCACAUACUACUCAUAUUGUGUAAAUAAUGGAAAAAUCAGUAAAAGUGCAUGACAUUUGUAAUAGUCUCCAGUUUGACCCCCAAAACCAAAACCAAAACUAUAACUUCAGAUGUGAAACAAAGACUAAUAUAUUCCAAACAGAUUUGCUUGUGAGGGGUUUGGUGGCCAUGAAAGACACAGGGGUCCCUUAAAAGAGAUGUGGUGUAGAUGUUAGUAGUAGUUAACAUGGCAGCAAUCAGGCUGGUUUUCAAACAUUAAAUUGUUUAAGUCCAAAAGCCUUUCCAAGAUAGCAGAUUUCUGCUAUGACAACAGAAUAAAUAUGGUCACUUGCAGUUAUUUAACCACUAUUGAUGUUAGAAAGCAUUGGAAUCUACCUCAGGGUUUACGUGUGAUAUUUUGUAGAGAUGCUUGGUAACGGUCUGGCGGGGCUUUCUCCAGAAUAAGGCAUAUUUUUAGGCUUGCUCAGAAAGAAGCUAAAAUACUGAUUUAUAGCUUGACCUUUGGGUCUGCAGGGUCCAUAACUUUGGUAUGAAACCUGCUGUCAAAGGCCAUCAUGGUCUGAAUGGACCUCCAAAAACUUUAUAAAGCUUUUGUUCACCUGUGGUACAUGUAGGUAAACCCACAUGAGGCUGAGAGCUUGUCAGCCUUCAGACAUUUGAUCCUGUGUCAGUGAUGUGUUAUUACACGAUUGUACUCAUCUUCAUGCAAUGUAUUACAUCUAUCUAGAAAAGGAAGAACAUGUUGUAAACAUUGAGGACUCUAGAGUGUCCUUACAAGCUUUACUCCUAUCCUUCCAAACUUAUCAUUUUGCCCACAGAUGGAAGAGCAUCUGUUUGUGUCUGUGUUUCAGAGGACAACCACGAUUCCAGAGAACGCUGGGUUUCCUGUUCAGACCAGUUUUAUUCACUAGUUUGCAUAUUGUAUUUGGGUGCGUUUCUUGCAGGUAACCGUCCCCACAGAGAACUGAAGUGCAGAGCAUGAAAUGGUUCUCCACUUUGAUCCAGCAAGAGUCGAUGCCAGUUGGAACCAAUCUGGAGAGCUGGGAAUGUUAGGUGUUGAAUAGUUUAAAAAAAUUGUGCCUAGUCAGGCUCCGGCUCCAAAAAAGCACUGGAAUGAGCUAAAUGAAACUGCUCACAGUGGAGAAACUCUGGCCCUUAGAGAUUAGUGACAGAAAAUCACACAUGAAGUGUUGACUCCUGAACUAUCAGACAGAUCAGUUGUGCAAAUGUUCUUUAGAGCAGCCUUUAAUAUAUUUGAGUAAUUGAAGUGUGAUAGAGUAUACCAUUUUUUUAAAUUUCAGACCUAUUAUUUGUAUUUUGUUUAUAGGCACUCACAGCUGUUGUAUGAUUUGUGUGUGUAUAUUAGACAUGUUUAUUCUUUUGAUAAAGUUGCAGUAAAAUGUAAUAUAAAAUGAUCCACUAAUAUUCCUUCAGUGAAGGAAAGUACCAUUUUAGUGACAGCUUAAAAAAGCUAUUUAUUUUUGUAAAGUUUGUAAUUUUGUCUUGUAAUUAACAUUGCAGGUGCUGUUGUAUUUGUAAAAAUGCCAGUUAAACACAUUUGUGUCUGUAAAUGACUCUUUUUUGAGUGUAAGUGAAACUGCGGCACAAAUGCACAUAUAAAAUGGUUUCAAAACUA